AUGGUCAACUCCUCAUGUGGCUCCGUCUGCUCCGAGCAGGGCUGUGGCCAGGAGAGCUGCUGCCAGACCACGUGCUGCAGGACCACCUGCUGCCGCCCCAGCUGCUGUGAGACCACCUUCUGCAGGCCCACCUGCUGUAAACCUUCUUGCUGCAUCUCCAGCUGCUGCAGGCCCCAGUGCUGCCAGCCCACCUGCUGUGUGUCCAGCUGCUGCCAGCCCACCUGCUGCCGUCCCAGCUGCUGUGAGACCACCUGCUGCAGGCCCACCUGCUGUAAACCUUCUUGCUGCAUCUCCAGCUGCUGCCAGACCAGCUGUUGCAGGCCCAGCUGUUGCAUUUCCCACUGUUGCUGCCCCAGCUGCUCUAGUGCCACCUGCUGCCGCCCCAGCUGCUGUGUGUCCAGCUGCUGCAGGCCCCAGUGCUGCCAGUCUGUGUGCUGCCAGCCCACCUGCUGCAGGCCCCAGUGCUGCCGCCCCAGCUGCUGUGUGUCCAGCUGCUGCAGGCCCCAGUGCUGCAUCUCCAGCUGCUGCCGCCCCUCCUGUGGUAGCUCCAGCUGCUGUGGCUCCAGCUGCUGCCGCCGCUGCUGCCAGGAGACCUGCUGCCAGCCCAGCUGCUGCCAGCCCAGCUGUUUCCAGACUACCUGCUGCAGGACCACUUGCUGCCGCCCCAGCUGCUGUGUGUCCAGCUGCUGCAGGCCCCAGUGCUGCCAGUCUGUGUGCUGCCAGCCCACCUGCUGCAGGCCCCAGUGCUGCCGCCCCAGCUGCUGUGUGUCCAGCUGCUGCAGGCCCCAGUGCUGCAUCUCCAGCUGCUGCCGCCCCUCCUGUGGUAGCUCCAGCUGCUGUGGCUCCAGCUGCUGCCGCCGCUGCUGGUCCUGCUGCCUGCGCCCCGUGUGUGGCCAGGUGUCCUGCCACACCUCUUGCUACCGCCCCACCUGCAUCAUCUCCACCUGCCCCUGCCCCAUGUGCUGCGCCAUCCCCUGCUGCUGA
Molecule: messenger RNA, 984 nt
Organism: Fukomys damarensis (Damara mole-rat)
Lineage: Eukaryota; Metazoa; Chordata; Mammalia; Rodentia; Bathyergidae
Product: keratin-associated protein 4-6-like
Exons: 3
Coding region: 1-984 (327 amino acids)
Cellular component (GO): keratin filament
Source: RefSeq, a predicted model, not a curated record